Messenger RNA from Fonsecaea nubica, 1776 nucleotides. RefSeq names its product dihydroorotate dehydrogenase (fumarate). Gene Ontology annotation, biological process: 'de novo' pyrimidine nucleobase biosynthetic process; pyrimidine ribonucleotide biosynthetic process. Bases 1 to 1776 code for a protein of 591 amino acids. The record is from RefSeq and is a predicted model, not a curated record. Gene Ontology annotation, cellular component: cytoplasm; mitochondrial inner membrane. Gene Ontology annotation, molecular function: dihydroorotate dehydrogenase activity. NCBI's taxonomy places the organism in Eukaryota, Fungi, Ascomycota, Eurotiomycetes, Chaetothyriales, Herpotrichiellaceae. The transcript has 2 exons.
AUGAGACACUCAACCACGAGGUUGCUCUUCAGCGCUUCACGACCUCGUCUGCCAGCGCACCCGUUACUGAUUCGGCCUCGAGUUUUCAAUCCUCCACUUCGUAGGCAUGCUUCCACUUCUCAAGAGAAGCCGUCUCGACUGGUCAAUGUUCUAUAUGCCGCCACUCUUGCUUUGGGUCUGGGGAUCAUCUACGUCUACGUCACUGAUACUCGAGCAAGCAUCCAUCGUUACGUGGUCAUUCCAGCCCUGAGACUGGUCUAUCGCGAUCCCGAAGAUGCACACCACGCAGGCAAUGGGAUUCUGAAAUCUCUCUGGGACUUUGGUCUACAUCCACGGGAACGAGGCGACCCGGACCAGAACCAUGACCUUGAGGUCGAAGUCUUCGGGCAACGCCUCCGAAAUCCUAUCGCCACUUCUGCAGGUAUAGAUAAACAUGCCGACAUACCGGAUUUGCUGUUUGACAUUGGCCCCGCAAUAAUCGAGAUUGGAGGAACGACGCCACUGCCCCAAGCGGGCAACGAAAAGCCUCGUGUGUUCCGGUUGACAUCACAACAAGCGAUGAUUAACAGAUAUGGCCUCAACUCCGAAGGUGCUGACCAUGUGGCCAUGAGACUGCGAAACAGGGUGAGGAAGUUCGCACACUCUCUUGGCCUUGGUGAUGAUGAGAUCGCGGAGAAGGCUGUGCUCGAUGGUAUCGCAGGCGUCCCUCCCGGAAGCUUAACUCCAGGAAAACUACUCGCUGUCAACAUUGCAAAGAAUAAAGCCACGCCAGAGGAUGAUGUCGAGGCCGUCACUAACGACUACGUUUACUGUGUUGAGAAGCUUGGGCCAUAUGCUGAUAUCCUAGUCGUCAACGUUUCCAGUCCCAAUACCCCUGGUCUUCGCUCACUACAACAGUCCGACAAGCUGCGGGCAAUCUUGAGUGGGGUAGUGGAUGCGGCUAGAUCGGUGCAAAGGCGAACGCGGCCAUAUGUAAUGGUCAAAGUGAGCCCAGACGAAGAUUCAGAGUCGGAAAUUGCUGGGAUAUGUGAUGCGGUCUGGGCAGCCGGUGUCGAUGGAGUCAUUGUCGGGAACACCACGAAUCGCCGACCCGAGCCACUUGCUCACCUGAAAAAGUUGUCACCUCUCGAGGAAAAAAAUAUGCUCGAAAAAGGAGGAUUUUCCGGGCCUCACCUUUUUGAAAAAACGGUUGAUCUGGUGAAAAAAUACAGGAAGCUUCUAGUCGAGAAGCCCGCGUCGGUCGACACGGUGAACACGCCGAGCACAAGAAAAGGGGCGCUAGAAGCUGAAGCAGAUCGGAUCAAGGCAUCUCUGGCAUCCAGCGCUGAAGAAGCCACCCUUGCCGACACACCCUCCUCGAGCUCAGACAAAAUCACCACGUCUGUUGAUAGUGGCGUUGUGCCAGCCAGUGGCAUGCUUCAACAGAGUGGUGCGGACAAACAACCUCUCCUCGCUCUUCCCAACGAUCGCCAGUAUGAUAAGACACAGCAAGAGACAGAAAAUGCCGAGGUGGCGGAAGCGGCCGCACCUGAUGCAGAAGUACGCUUGGCGGAAGAGAAGAAACAACUUCAGUCAAUUCAGGAGGCCAUUGAGCGACUCCCUCCUCGGGCGCAGCGUGACGCCCUCGACCGACUUGAGAUCGAUCCCGCACAUCUGGAAUCCGUCGAUCAACCCAAGGUAAUUUUUGCGACUGGAGGCAUCACCAACGGCAAACAAGCCCUCGAAGUUCUCAACGCGGGUGCCAAUGUGGCUAUGGUUUAUACUGCCUUGAAAUGA